Molecule: messenger RNA, 327 nt
Organism: Darwinula stevensoni
Lineage: Eukaryota; Metazoa; Arthropoda; Ostracoda; Podocopida; Darwinulidae
Source: the annotation of a GenBank genome assembly
AUGCAGGACUCGCUCAGUGGUACUUGUGAGUGCACCUGUCACAGCAUUUUGUUGGCCAUGAUGAAGGAUGUCAAGCAUGAACAAGGACAUAGGCUAGCUGUGAUGGAGCUACAAGUCCAGUCACUAAUUAACCACUUUGGCCUCGGGAGUAAAACCUCUUCCUUUGUGGGUCAUGUGAACCUCAGAUUUAAAACACCAGAAGAAGUGUCACUGUUCUCUGAUUGCAUCAAAGCAGAUGAGGAGUAUCGAGAAGAAUCAGUUGCUAUUCUGGCAUCUACUAUCCGAAAUAUGGAAGGGAAGAAAGCAGUCUCAACUCUCAUGCGUUGA